Messenger RNA from Branchiostoma belcheri (Belcher's lancelet), 3228 nucleotides. Its product is annotated as serine/threonine-protein kinase Chk1-like. The transcript is spliced from 13 exons. Bases 249 to 1700 code for a protein of 483 amino acids. Gene Ontology annotation, biological process: protein phosphorylation; DNA damage checkpoint signaling. The record is from RefSeq and is a predicted model, not a curated record. Gene Ontology annotation, cellular component: nucleus. Gene Ontology annotation, molecular function: ATP binding; protein serine/threonine kinase activity. Lineage: Eukaryota; Metazoa; Chordata; Leptocardii; Amphioxiformes; Branchiostomatidae.
GAAGUGACCUUAGGUGGCGCCAGCUACGAAACCUGCAGAGCAGGGCCAGGGUUGGUGGUGGUUUUCUGUGCGGUGUUGACGUGCUUUUUAUGAUCCUGGUUGCGUUUUCGGCGAGAAUUUAUGUCAAACCUGUAUUUUAGACGACAAAGGCGCUGAAAGAGUCCCGCUACGGGAGCCUGUGUGGGAGAAAAACGAGUGGAAAAGCCUUCGUCAAGUCAAAACUACAGUUCCGGACUGGCCCGACAAAAAUGGCCGAACUGACUCCCUUCGUAGACGGCUGGGACUUCGUGCAAACGUUAGGCGAGGGGGCCUACGGAGAGGUGAAACUGGCUGUAAACAGAGUGACUGAGGAGGCAGUGGCUGUCAAGAUCCUGGACGGACACAAGGCCAACGGGGCAUCAGAAAAUAUCAGAAAAGAGUUAUGUAUACACAAGAUGAUGAACAACAGUCACAUCAUCCGCUUCUAUGGGCAUCGGAAGGACGGCACUCUCAACUACCUCUUCUUGGAAUACGCCAGUGGGGGAGAGCUGUUUGACAGAAUAGAACCUGAUCAGGGAAUGGCCCAAUCUCAGGCACAGAGGUACUUCCGACAGCUGAUCAAUGGAGUGGAAUACCUACAUACCAGGGGAGUGGCACACAGAGAUAUAAAACCUGAAAACCUCCUGUUAGAUGACAAUGACAACCUGAAGAUUUCGGACUUCGGUCUGUCGACGGUGUUCCGUCACCAGGGGAAGGAGAGGAAGAUGAACAAGUGCUGCGGCACGCCCCCGUACGUCGCGCCUGAGGUGAUGAGGAAGGAGGACUACAGGGCAGAACCUGCCGACAUCUGGUCAUGUGGGAUAGUCCUGGUGGCCAUGAUGGCAGGAGAGUUACCCUGGGAUGAACCCACCUACACCUGUAGGGAGUAUUGUGACUGGUUGGACAAGAAGUACCAGCUAACACCAUGGAACAAGAUAGACACUGUACCUCUAGCACUUUUGAAAAAGAUAUUAGAAGACCAGCCUGGGAAGAGAUGGACCAUAGCACAGAUUAAGAAGGACAGGUGGUACUGCAAGACUUUCUCCAAGUCAAAAGGUCGGCUGCUGUCUGCCUCCCCCACCACCUCCCCAGCCAGUGGACCCUUCAGCAAGAGGAUCUGUUCAGGCAUCGACCUGUCUCCCCCCAUGGCUAGGUAUGACUCGGCGGAGCGUUACUCCAGCUCACAGCCAGAGCUGCGGCGUGAGAACCCGUCCUCGUCUGAGCUGAGCCAGUCAUCCAUGGAGGAGCUGGUCCACGGUGUGAGCUUCUCCCAGCCUGCCGCGCCGGAUAACCUGUUCCUGGCCAGUCAGACACAGGCCUCACAGUCAUCUCAGACUCCACUGCAGCGGCUUGUGAAGAGGAUGACUCGGUUUGUGACCAAGUGUGAGACAGAGAAGGCCCUGUCUGACCUCAAGGCAGUGGUUGAUAAACUGGGUCUCACUUGGAAGAAAGUCCAUCCUAACCAGAUUUCAGUGAGUACAACAGACAAGCGAGGGUCCCAGCUCAUCUUCAAAGUGUUCCUGUAUGACAUGAACGGGUACAGACUAGUGGACUUCAGGCUCUCCAAGGGAGAUGGUUUGGAGUUCAAGCGUCUGUUUGUACGGAUUAAGAUGAAAAUGUCGGCUGUCAUCAGCAAAGCUCCGGCACUCCUGCCUAUCAACAUGCCAGAUACGGCAGUGUAGAAGGCAGUUCUCACAGCACCAAAGGAUAAUAUUGUAGCCUAUUUGUUGUAGAGACUAGUUACGUUUAGGCCGCACCAAUUUAAUUUGUUGGUUUUCAGAUUAUUAAAAAAAACAUGAAGCAACAGGGUGAAAAAAAAUUGACAUCAGACAACCAACCUCAUCAAUAGUACUGGCAUUAUACGGUAGAUGCACCACUUCGUUCAAAUUAUUAAAUAAUACAAAAGUUAAACUAGAUUUUGUUUCAUAGUAUCUUAAUUGAUGUGAACCAAUGUUUUAGUUAACCAAAAACUUAAAUAAUAGCAACUAGAGUACUUUACAUUUUAUUUACUAAAUGUCAUCCAGUGAAACUUUACUGAAUGGGUGCUGUGGUCUAUUUCUUUCAUUUUUGGAAAAAUAGGAGAGGGCAUUUCUGAGAACCAAUUGAUUAAAUUGGUGUGGCCUUAUAUUAUUAAGUAGUAUUUAGAUUCAUUUUAGAUAUUAUGAUGUAUACAAACCAUAGGUAUCUUCUGUAAGGCUGUGAACAAUGAUUUAAACUGAACUUUUCAGUUCAGUGAUCGCAUUCACUUGAUGUCAGUGACACGACUAUGCACUUAGUUAUUCUCAGUUAUGUCAAAGAAUUACUUUUGUUGUACCUAGAGUUAGAAAAACAAACAAAAAAGAAAUAUAUUUAUCAUAUAGGAGAGCAAUGGAAAGUAAAGGAACAUUUUGUUACCUCUUUGGUGGUCUUAAGAUAUUCCAUGAACAUCCUAAUAUGAUAGUCUCAACCAGUCUUCGUGUUGCUGGACAAAUUGUAGAGAUUGGUCAAAUGAACUGAAUAGCAUACUAGAAGAGUUAGCUGACUAGAAGGCACAAUUUCCAAUCCACAAAGCCUGUGCAUACUUGCUAACUGGAUUGCAAAUUGGCCCUGAAUUGUAUUCAGCCUAUUUGGUCAUUUUCUACUAUUUUUUUAUCAACCACGGAGCCUGGUAAAGGCUAUUAUACUGUAUGUGUCAGUCCUUAGCAAUCAUGUCUUUACCUGUAACUGAUAGAUUCUAAUGUCCAUCUACAUGUAGUUGCAGAAUAUUGUAGACACCACAGUACCAACAGUAUUAUAAGAGCCUUUGCAAUAUCAUAUUCAACUCUUUAUUCCAUAUGUAUUGAUUCUCUUGGUGAAAAUCAGGUACUACAUGUAUUUCAAAGCAGUACAUUUAGCAUAUUUUGGGUCAAAUAAGAUAUGCAUGAUCCAUCAAGCAAUUUGAGAUGUACCCGUAAUGCUCAAUACAGACUUACAUGUACCAAGUAAAACUACAAUGUACACAACACUGACUACAGGUAGCUACAAUGAGUAGUAUGAAAGGUCACUCACUCUCAAGUUUCAGAACCCCAGUAAAAAAUAUGUAUAUUUACAUGGUUUCAUGCUCUUCCUUACCCUAAACUUCCCUACCUCAUUCCUCCGUUCAGCAAUAUGAGUAAAGAGACAGCAUGAGAACAUUUUAAGUUUGCAGAUGUGUCCUAUGGCAAGAUGGUGUGGGGGAGGCAAUUUACAUAA